Petromyzon marinus (sea lamprey) is the source of this 3020-nucleotide messenger RNA. The record is from RefSeq and is a predicted model, not a curated record. NCBI's taxonomy places the organism in Eukaryota, Metazoa, Chordata, Hyperoartia, Petromyzontiformes, Petromyzontidae.
CCGUCCGUUCAUUAAGUCGUCUACAGAUUCCGGAAGACGCUUCUGGAAGACGUCUACCGCCUGUUCAUUAAGUCGUCUACAGAUUCCGGAAGACGCUUCUGGAAGAUGGCUACCGCCUGUUCAUUAAGUCGUCUACUGCUUCCGGAAGAAACUUCUGUAAGACGUCUGCCGCCCGUUCGUAAACCCGCCUCUACCGCUUCCGGAAGAACUCUUCUGGAAGACGACCUACCGCACCCCCUGUUCAUAAAGCCCCCUUCUACCCAUUCCGGAAGACUUCUACAGUCGUGACUUCCGGAAGACGCUUCUGGAAGACGUCUACCGCCCGUUCAUUAAUUCCUCUACAGAUUCCGGAAGACCCUUCUGGAAGAUGGCUACCGCCUGUUCAUUAAGUCGUCUACUGCUUCCGGAAGAAACUUCUGUAAGACGUCUGCCGCCCGUUCGUAAACCCGCCUCUACCGCUUCCGGAAGAACUCUUCUGGAAGAAGACCUACCGCCCCCCCCGUUCAUAAAGCCCCCUUCUACCCAUUCCGGAAGACGUCUACAGUCGUGACUUCCGGAAGAAGCUUCUGGAAGAUGUCUACCGCCUGUUCAUUAAGUCGUCUACAGAUUCCGGUAGACGCUUCUGGAAGACGUCUACCGCCUGUUCAUUAAGUCGUCUACAGAUUCCGGAAGACGCUUCUGGAAGAUGUCUACUGUCCGUUCAUUAAGUCGUCAACUGCUUCCGGAAGAGACUUCUGGAAGAUCUUUCAAGUUCGUUCGUUAAGUCGUCUACAGAUUCCGGAAGACGCUUCUGGAAGACGUCUACCGUCUGUUCAUUAAUUCCUCUACAGAUUCCUGAAGACUCUUCUGGAAGACGUCUACCGUCUAUACAUUAAAUCGUCUACUGCUUCCGGAAGAGACUUCUGGAAGACGUCUACCGUCCGUUCAUUUAUUCCUCUACUGCUUCCGGAAGACUCUUCUGGAAGACGACCUACCGCCCCCCCCGUUCAUAAAGCCCCCUUCUACCCAUUCCGGAAGACGUCUACAGUCGUGACUUCCGGAAGAAGCUUCUGGAAGAUGUCUACCGCCUGUUCAUUAAGUCGUCUACAGAUUCCGGUAGACGCUUCUGGAAGACGUCUACCGCCUGUUCAUUAAGUCGUCUACAGAUUCCGGAAGACGCUUCUGGAAGAUGUCUACUGUCCGUUCAUUAAGUCGUCAACUGCUUCCGGAAGAGACUUCUGGAAGAUCUUUCAAGUUCGUUCGUUAAGUCGUCUACAGAUUCCGGAAGACGCUUCUGGAAGACGUCUACCGUCUGUUCAUUAAUUCCUCUACAGAUUCCUGAAGACUCUUCUGGAAGACGUCUACCGUCUAUACAUUAAAUCGUCUACUGCUUCCGGAAGAGACUUCUGGAAGACGUCUGCCGCCCGUUCGUAAACCCGCCUCUACCGCUUCCGGAAGAUCUCUUCUGGAAGACGACCUACCGCCCCCCCCUGUUCAUAAAGCCCCCUUCUACCCAUUCCGGAAGACGUCUACAGUCGUAACUUCCGGAAGACGCUUCUGGAAGACGUCUACCGCCUGUUCAUUAAGUCGUCUACAGAUUCCGGAAGGCUCUUCUGGAAGACGUCUACCGUCUAUACAUUAAAUCAUCUACUGCUUCCGGAAGAGACUUCUGGAAGACGUCUACCGUCCGUUCAUUUAUUCCUCUACUGCUUCCGGAAGUCUCUUUUGGAAGACGACCUACCGCCCCCCAGUUCAUAAAGCCCCCUUCUACCCAUUCCGGAAGACGUCUACAGUCGUGACUUCCGGAAGACGCUUCUGGAAGACGUCUACCGCCUGUUCAUUAAUUCGUCUACAGAUUUCCGAAGACGCUUCUGGAAGAUUUCUACCGUCCGUUCAUUAAUUCCUCUACAGGUUCCGGAAGACGCUUCUGGAGGAUUUCUACCGCCUGUUCAUAAACUACGCUACCGAUUCCGUAAGUUCGCUUCUGGAAGACGUCUACCGCCCAGUUCAUAGAGCCCAUCUACUCCUUCCGGAAGAGUCUUCUGGAAGAAGUCUACCGUCUGUUCAUUAAUCCCUCUACAUAUUCCGGAAGAAAAUUCUGGAAGAUAUCUACCGUCCGUUCAUUAAUUCUUCUACAGAUUCCGGAAGAGGCUUCUGGAAGAUCUCUACCGUCCGUUCAUUAAGUCCUCUACAGAUUCCGGAAGACGCUUCUAGAAGAUGUAUACCGUCCGUUCAUUAAUUCGUCUACAGAUUCCGGAAGACGCUUCUAGAAGAUGUCUACCGUCCGUUCAUUAAAUAUACUACAGAUUCCGGAAGAGUCUUCUGGAAGACGUCUACCGCCCGUUCAUAAACCCCCUUCAUCACCCCCUCUUCCGGUAGAUUCUUCAACUACCGGAAGCCGGCGUUGCCAUGGAAGCGAGCCGGCGCGUCCCGUUGCCACGGCAACAGCGACACCGCUCCACCUGAGGCCAAGCUUUAGAACCAGCCGCCCUCUCUCUUACUCUGUGAUUAAAAUCUUUAACUCUCUUAAACUUUCUCUCUCUUAUCUCUCCUGUCUCUCUCUUGUCUCUGUCUGUCUCUCUCUCUUAUCUCUGUCUGUCUCGUCUCUUCAACUCGAGUCGUCAGCCUGCGUGAGAUGUCGGACUCAGGCGAGGAGCAGGAUGAGUUCGCCGAGCUAGGCCCCAGCAUUGGGGAAUAUGAGGGAGGCCGUAACGACCUGGGAGAGAGACACGGCAAGGGCCGUGCGCUGCUGCCCAACGGAGACAAAUACGAGGGAGACUACGUGGUGGGACAGAGACACGGACAGGGUUCGUAUCGCUUCAAGAGUGGAGCUCACUACAGUGGGGACUACCAGCAGGGCCGCAAGCACGGAUAUGGAGCCUUCCACUAUCCUGACGGCUCUCACUACCAGGGUCACUGGGUAGAGGAUGAGCGUGAGGGGCACGGCGUUUACACUUACAGCAAUGGUGACGUCUACCAGGGUGAGUGGAGACAUCAUCAGAGGUGAGUGGCAGUGGUGAGUGGGUGGGUGAGUGAGUGAG